This is a messenger RNA of Colius striatus (speckled mousebird), 2239 nucleotides long. RefSeq names its product ribosomal oxygenase 1 (gene RIOX1). The record is from RefSeq and is a predicted model, not a curated record. Lineage: Eukaryota; Metazoa; Chordata; Aves; Coliiformes; Coliidae. Gene Ontology annotation, cellular component: nucleolus. Gene Ontology annotation, molecular function: histone H3K36 demethylase activity; histone H3K4 demethylase activity. The transcript has a single exon. The coding region runs from base 25 to 2193 and encodes 722 amino acids.
GCGGGGCGGAGCAGGCGGGCGGCCAUGGCGGCGGGCGGCGUGGGAGCGCGGCGGCUGGGGCAGCUCUCGGCGCUCUGCGUGUACCGCCGGGUGGCGGCGGCGGGGGACGACGCCGGGGACGACGCUGGGGACGGGGCCGGGCGGCUGGAGCGACGCCGCCGCCGUCGCGGGACGCUGCUGCUCGCCGGGGGCAGGAAGGCCAAGGCACGGCCGAAGCGCAGCAGGGCGGGACGCGGCAACCCGCAGCCGCCGCCAGCCGCCGCCCAGCCCCGCAGCCGCGUGGAGCGGGCCGAGGUUCCGCCGCCAGCCGCCGCCCAGCCCCGCAGCCGCGUGGAGCGGGCCGAGGCCCCGCCGCCAGCCGCCGCUGAGCCCCGCAGCCGCGUGGAGCGGGCCGAGGCUCCGCCACCAGCCGCUGCUGAGUCCCGCAGCCGCGUGGAGCGGGCCGAGGCUCCGCCACCAGCCGCCGCCGAGCCCCGCAGCCGCGUGGAGCGGGCCGAGGCUCCGCCACCAGCCGCCGCCCAGCCCCGCAGCCGCGUGGAGCGGGCCGAGGCUCCGCCACCAGCCGCCGCCGAGCCCCGCAGCCGCGUGGAGCGGGCCGAGGCUCCGCCGCCAGCCGCCGCCGAGCCCCGCAGCCGCGUGGAGCGGGCCGAGGCUCCGCCGCCAGCCGCUGCUGAGUCCCGCAGCCGCGUGGAGCGGGCCGGGGCUCCGCCGAAGCGCGGCCCGGAGCCGGAGGCCCCGCCGCCAGCCGCCGCCGAGUCCCGCAGCCCCGAAGCGAAGCGGCGGGGCGGCCCCGCGGCGAGGCCGGGCGGCGGCAGCGGCGUGUCGGGGCUGCUGCGGCGGCUGGGCCGGCUGGAGGACAGCCGGCAGCGCGCAGCCGAGCUGUUCGGGUGGCUGGUGGCCCCGGUGGCGCCGGCGGAGUUCCUGGGCCGGCACUGGGAGCGGGCGCCGCUGCUGCUGCGGCGGGGUGACCCCGGGUACUACGCGGGGCUGUUCUCCACCGCCGACUUCGACGCGGCCCUGCGGAGCGGCGAGGUGCACUUCGGCACCCACCUGGACGUGACCAGCUACGCCGAGGGGGUGCGGGAGACCCACAACCCGUCCGGACGGGCCCUGCCUGCCGUUGUCUGGGACUUCUACCAGAACGGCUGCUCCCUGCGGCUCCUCAGCCCCCAGACCUUCUCUCCCACCGUCUGGAACUUCCUCUCCAUCCUGCAGGAGCAUUUUGGCAGCAUGGCGGGGGCCAACACGUACCUCACGCCGCCGGGGACACAGGGCUUUGCCCCCCACUAUGAUGACAUCGAGGCGUUUGUGCUGCAGCUGGAGGGGAAGAAGCACUGGCGUGUCUACAGACCCCGGACAGACGCCGAGGUGCUGCCCCAGUUCUCCAGCGCAAACCUGACGCAAGCCGAGCUCGGCGAGCCCAUGCUGGAGACGGUGCUGGAGGCCGGGGACCUGCUGUACUUCCCCCGUGGCUUCAUUCACCAGGGGGACUGUCUCCCCGACGCGCACUCGCUCCACAUCACCGUGUCCUCCUACCAGAGGAACUCCUGGGGACACCUCCUGGAGAAGCUCCUGCCAGCUGCCCUGCAGAUGGCCAUGGAGGAGGACUUGGAGUACCGGCAAGGGCUUCCCGUGGGCUGCCUGGCGUACAUGGGGAUCGCCAACGCAGACGCGGUCGACGCUCGCCGAACGGCCUUUGUGGAGAAGGUGCAGAGCCUGAUCAGGAAACUUGUGGACUAUGCCCCCAUUGAUGCUGCCGUGGAUCAGAGAGCCAAGUCGUUUCUCCACGACUGCCUCCCGCCGGCGCUCACGCAGAGCGAAGAGGCGCGGAGCGUGUACGGCUUCCCGGCACGGUGGCAGGACGGAGGCCCCCGCCACAUUGACAUACCCAUGACGAAAGACACCGAAGUCCGUCUCCUCCGCCAUGGCGUCGUCAGAUUGUGUAACGAAGAAGCGGGUGUGAUGCUGUAUUACACGACAGAAAACUCCAGAGUGUAUCACAAGGAAGAACCCAAGUUCCUGGAGAUAGAUGCUGAGUACACGGACAGUAUCGAGUUCCUGCUGUCGUCCUAUCCAAACCAUGUCCGUGUGGAUGCCCUUCCGUGUGAAACCCUGGAGGACAAGAUUUCUCUAGCCACGCUCCUGUUUGAGAAGGGCAUUCUGACUACAAAGAAGCCUCUGGUGCAAGUGUAAUAUGGGGGUUUUUUUUAACAGAAUAAACACAGGUUUGUUUGGAAAA